This is a messenger RNA of Paramecium sonneborni, 1020 nucleotides long. NCBI's taxonomy places the organism in Eukaryota, Ciliophora, Oligohymenophorea, Peniculida, Parameciidae. The record is from the annotation of a GenBank genome assembly.
AUGAUGAACUUUUUCAAUAGAUUAAUAAAUCGUUUUACAUAGAAAUAAGAAUAGAAUAUUAAUAACAAAAAUCAUGAAGAUCAGUUAUUGAAUUAUGUCUAAAUAUAAUAAAUUUAUGGUAAAUAAUCUUAAGAAUGGCGUAAUUCAGCUUUUAAUCAAACAUCUACAUUAUUAUUGCUGGCAUCUAAAACAAUUAUUAAGAUUUUUUAAUUUAAAAAUGGUCGUUUAAAAGAAAUUAAGACAUUAUACUAUCAUAACAUUAAUGCAAUAUAUUGUAUGAAGAACUCAAAUUAAUUUAUGUUUAUGAGAAAUUAAGCUAGAUGUAUAUUUUAUUUAAUAGCUUUGAAUAAUAGCAAGUUUUAAAUAGAACAAAAAUGUAAUAAAUCUAGAAGAAUCUAUACAUUUCUUAUGAAUAAUAAGGAAGAUUUUUUAGUUGAAUAUGGAGAUGAUAUUUUAAUUUAUCAAAAAUAAGACUCAUCUUGGAUCUUAGUUUGGUAUUUCGAUUGGUUUGAUUUAUAUAUUUCAACUUGUUCAUAAAUAUGUAUUUCAGAGUUUCAUAAUCAACUCAUUUGUAAAGCUUAAUUUUGGAAAGAUGGAGAUGGGCUUCUCUGCAUAUUUUAAAAAAAUAACGAUAAGAUGAAUUGGGAAAUAAUAUAAAAAAUUGAGAUUGAUUUUUUUCAUUCAUUUUGUUGUAUCAAUGAGUUAAGUCUUCUUCUAAUUGUAGAUCCUAGAAGAAAUUUACGAAUUUUUCAACUAAAAAUUCCUUCUAAUUAAUAUGUUAAUGUAAAUGAAAGUAUGUCCAUCAAGAAAUUAUCUUUUAGAGAAAAAGAUAUUUUAUUAGAAUUUAAAUAAUCUUAAUAUGCUAUUGGAAUAGAAGAAAACAAAUAAUUUAUUUCAAAAUUUUUUGAAAAUCCAAGAAGUUAUUUAGAAUAAAAACUUACUUUGAGUGCUCAUGGAAAAUAUUUAGUCGUACAUUCUCAUUUUGGAUAAUGUGAUAUAAAAUAGCUAUUAUAAAGUUGA